Varanus komodoensis (Komodo dragon) is the source of this 1503-nucleotide messenger RNA. It is a transcript of the gene SLC24A5, whose product is annotated as solute carrier family 24 member 5. Lineage: Eukaryota; Metazoa; Chordata; Lepidosauria; Squamata; Varanidae. Gene Ontology annotation, cellular component: membrane. The transcript is spliced from 8 exons. The coding region runs from base 111 to 1379 and encodes 422 amino acids. Gene Ontology annotation, biological process: calcium ion transmembrane transport; intracellular calcium ion homeostasis; melanocyte differentiation. Gene Ontology annotation, molecular function: calcium channel activity; calcium, potassium:sodium antiporter activity. The record is from RefSeq and is a predicted model, not a curated record.
ACAGAAGCCAGUGUAUACUCUCUCCAUCCUCAGAAUUCCCAGAAGGGUUUUUUACACAACAGGAGCGAGAAGAUGGAGGCAUCGUUAUCUAUUUCAUUAUCAUUCUUUAUAUGUUCUUGGCUGUGUCCAUUGUAUGUGAUAAUUAUUUCCUCCCUUCCCUGGAAAUAAUCAGUGACUCCCUGGGCCUCUCUCAGGAUGUUGCAGGAGCAACUUUCAUGGCAGCUGGUAGCUCUGCCCCUGAAUUAGUCACAGCCUUCUUAGGAGUUUUCGUCACAAAGGGAGACAUUGGACUCAGCACCAUCCUCGGUUCUGCAAUCUACAACCUUCUUGGUAUCUGUGCAGCUUGCGGGCUUCUAACUAGUGUGGUUUUGAGACUUUCUUGCUGGCCGCUUUUUAGAGACUGUACAGCCUAUGCAAUUAGUUCAGCAGCUGUUCUUGCAAUGAUAAUCGACAAUAAAGUUUACUGGUAUGAAUGCACUUUACUCCUGCUAAUAUAUGGAGUGUACAUUUUGGUGCUCUACUUUGACAUUAAAAUCAACCAGUACAUCAUGAAGAAGUUUAGUCCAUGCUGUACCUGUUUCACAGUAACUGCGGAAGAAGCUGAACAGCAGCCACUCAUUGGAUGGAAGGAAGAAACGGAGCCUCUUGUUCGACGACAGUCAAGAACAGACAGCAGAAUUUUUCAUGAGGAGUCCGAUUACUCACAACUUUCAUUAAGUUUACAUGUACUCGAUACAAUUUCUGAAGAUCCCCCAAGUGUGUUCACCGUGCCUGAGGCAGAUCUGAAGAGAGUUCUGUGGGUGCUUUCCCUUCCAAUAAUUACCGUACUCUACUGGACAACCCCUGACUGCAGAAGACAGUUUUGGAAGAACUGGUUCAUGCUCACAUUCCUCAUGUCAGCAGUGUGGAUUUCUGCAUUUACUUACGUUCUUGUAUGGAUGGUAACAGUAGUAGGGGAAACUUUGAAAAUUCCAGAAAGUGUAAUGGGUCUUACACUAUUAGCAGCAGGAACGAGCAUUCCAGAUACAAUUGCCAGUGUGCUGGUGGCCAGGAAAGGAAGAGGCGAUAUGGCCAUGUCAAACAUUGUAGGAUCCAAUGUGUUUGAUUUGCUGUGCUUGGGAUUGCCCUGGUUUAUAAAGACAGCCUUUGUAGACACAUCAACUCCUGUGCAGGUGAACAGCAGUGGUCUGACCUACACUGCCAUCUCUCUGGUUUGUUCCAUUGCUUUUAUUUUUUUGGCUGUUCACCUGAAUGGCUGGAAGCUAGACAAAAAACUAGGGGCAGUCUGUCUAGUCAUGUACUUUGCAUUUGCAGUAUUAACCAUUCUUUAUGAACUUGGAGUCAUAGCAAACAACCCUAUCCAGAUGUGUGGUGACUAGUUUUGUUGCUGUUUUUAAUACUGUAGUCAGCAAUUAAAAAAAUCAAAGAUUAAAAGUCUAGUUAUUCAUUUAGUCAAAUGAGAACUCCAGAAUUCCUUUUGGGCUCUAAAACUUAUUUACAGAA